Messenger RNA from Aplosporella prunicola CBS 121167, 1053 nucleotides. RefSeq lists its product as uncharacterized. Gene Ontology annotation, cellular component: eisosome filament; plasma membrane. Gene Ontology annotation, molecular function: lipid binding. The transcript is spliced from 5 exons. The record is from RefSeq and is a predicted model, not a curated record. NCBI's taxonomy places the organism in Eukaryota, Fungi, Ascomycota, Dothideomycetes, Botryosphaeriales, Aplosporellaceae. Gene Ontology annotation, biological process: eisosome assembly; endocytosis; negative regulation of protein kinase activity. The coding region runs from base 1 to 1053 and encodes 350 amino acids.
AUGCAUCGUACCUACUCUAUGCGCCAGUCGCGCGCUCCCACGGCCUCGCAGCUCCAGAACCCGCCUCCGCCUUCCUCUUCCACCAAGUCCGGCCGCUUCUUUGGCAAGUCCAACAUUGGCCACUCAUGGCGCAAACAGACCGCCGGCGCCUUCGGGCCCGACCUCGCCAAGAAGCUCUCGCAGCUCGUCAAGAUGGAGAAGAACGUCAUGCGCAGCAUGGAACUCGUCGGCAGGGAGCGUAUGGAAGUUGCUCAACAACUCUCCAUCUGGGGAGAGGCAUGUGAUGAUGAUGUUUCUGAUGUCACCGACAAGCUUGGUGUCCUCAUCUACGAGAUUGGCGAGCUCGAGGAUCAGUUUGUUGACCGCUACGACCAAUACCGUGUCACCAUCAAGUCCAUCCGCAACAUUGAGGCUUCCGUGCAGCCUAGCCGUGACAGGAAGCAAAAGAUCACCGACCAAAUUGCCCAGCUGAAGUACAAGGAGCCCAACUCGCCCAAGAUUGUUGUUCUUGAGCAGGAGCUCGUCCGUGCUGAGGCCGAGUCCCUCGUUGCCGAGGCCCAGCUGUCCAACAUUACCCGCGAGAAGUUGAAGGCCGCUUUCACCUACCAGUUUGAUGCUCUUCGUGAGCACUGCGAGAAGCUCGCUAUUAUUGCUGGCUACGGCAAGCACUUGUUGGAGCUCGUCGAUGACACUCCCGUCACUCCCGGCGAGACCCGUGCUGCGUACGAUGGCUAUGAGGCCAGCAAGGCCAUCAUCCAGGACUGCGAGGACGCACUGACGAACUGGGUUGAGCAAAACGCUGCCGUCCGCUCCAACCUGUCCACCCGCUCGCGCACCUUGUCGCAGCGCCGCCAUGCCGGCCGCAACGCUCGCGCCAACGGCGAGGGCGUCGACCUCUCUUCGCAGGACCAGCCGAUGGAGGGUCGCGAGUCCGGCCUUUGGAUCCCGGCCUCAGAGCACCAGGGCCACGUCUACGAUGACGAGGACGAGGAGGAAGAGGAGAGCACGAUUGAGUCUCGGGGCCGCGAGGAGGAGCGCAACGUUGCUGCUUAA